Molecule: messenger RNA, 1919 nt
Organism: Notolabrus celidotus (New Zealand spotty)
Lineage: Eukaryota; Metazoa; Chordata; Actinopteri; Labriformes; Labridae
Gene: gabrr3a
Product: gamma-aminobutyric acid type A receptor subunit rho3a
Exons: 9
Coding region: 195-1613 (472 amino acids)
Biological process (GO): monoatomic ion transmembrane transport; nervous system process; chemical synaptic transmission
Cellular component (GO): membrane; synapse; neuron projection
Molecular function (GO): GABA-A receptor activity; extracellular ligand-gated monoatomic ion channel activity; neurotransmitter receptor activity
Source: RefSeq, a predicted model, not a curated record
CCAUGUUACAGAAGAUGAAAGAGCAGGAUAAUGAAGAAGUAGCUGGGUGUGUGCGUGGCGGGGCAGAAUGAGCGCUGCUGGGACAUGGACGUGCCAGUAGAGGACAGGGGCAGCUGUGGCAUUCCCUGGACAAGACACUGACGCUGCGUGAGGAACGUCUGGGUUCCUCGCGUUUUUCCAGCACCAGCUUAACCAUGAGAGGCGCGCUCUUGGCCUUCAGACUGAUGUGCGUGGUCGGGUUGUGGCCUGUCAUCCAACUCAACGGCGGACACUUCCCCAACAAGAGGAGACACAAGGAGCAGUACGUUGGAGAGAACACCAAAACAAAGCAUGGAGGACGGGUGGAUCUUAAGAUGAAAAAGCUGGACAGCACCAAGUCUAUGCUAAUUAAAUCAGAGCAGCUGCUCCGGAUCGAGGACCAUGACUUUGCAAUGCGGCCGGGCUUUGGAGGUUCAGCUAUUCCUGUGGGCAUUGAUGUCCAGGUAGAGAGCAUAGACAGCAUAUCUGAAGUAAACAUGGACUUCACCAUGACUUUGUACCUGAGGCAUUACUGGCAGGACGACCGCCUGGCCUUCCCCUCCAGCAGUAACAAGAGUCGAACCUUUGAUGCACGUCUUGUGAAAAAGAUUUGGGUUCCUGAUGUGUUCUUUGUUCACUCUAAGCGUUCUUUUAUUCAUGAUACCACCAUGGAGAACAUCAUGCUGAGGGUUUUUCCAGACGGCAAUAUCCUCUACAGUGUCAGAAUAACAGUGACAGCCCUUUGCUCCAUGGACUUCAGCAGCUUUCCUCUGGACACACAGAACUGCUCUCUGGAGCUCGAGAGCUAUGCUUACAAUGAGAAUGACCUAAUGCUCUACUGGAAGAAUGGGAACGAUUCAUUAAGGACUGACGAGAUCGUGCUCUCUCAGUUUUUUGUUGAAGACUUCCAGCCUUCCUUUGGGCUUGCCUUCUACAGCAGCACUGGUUGGUACAAUCGGCUCUACAUAAACUUCAUUCUCAGGAGGCAUAUCUUCUUCUUCAUGCUACAGACUUACUUUCCCACCAUGCUGAUGGUGAUGCUGUCCUGGGUGUCUUUCUGGAUAGACAGGAGAGCCGUACCUGCCCGUGUCUCUCUGGGUAUCACGACUGUUCUGACAAUGUCCACCAUCAUCACUGGUGUCUCAGCCUCUAUGCCACAGGUGUCUUACGUCAAAGCCGUAGACAUCUACUUGUGGGCAAGCUUCCUGUUUGUCUUCCUGUCUGUCAUCGAGUAUGCUGCAGUCAACUAUUUCACCACAGUGGAGGAGAUGAAGAAGCUCAGGCGGGCAAAGAUCCCUGAGUCCUACGAUGCCACCCAGGCUAUGGCAUUUGAUGGCUGUUUCCAUGACAAUGAAAUUGACCUGACCUCUUUUCCAGAGGUCGCCAGUACUCCAAACACAGAGAGGAACACCCAGGCUCGAAACUCUACUGUCUCUGCACCCACGGAGGGCACCAGGCUCCGCCGCAAGCAUCCUGUGAAACAAAACCUCAGCUUCAUAAUGAGCAACAGCUACAUGAUCGACUCUUAUUCCAGAGUCAUAUUUCCCAUGGCUUACCUGCUCUUCAACAUCAUUUACUGGAGUAUGUAUGCAUAACGCAUCAACUAUGCAGCAGAUAAACUACAGUUUGUUCUGGUUGAACUCCAACAAGCAGGGGUAAGCUUAUUUACAGUACAAUACUGUGUUAUGGGAUAUGACCUAAAGUUGGCACAGUGUUUGCUGAUGAUCAUAGAAAUUGUACAGGGUGUCUUCUGUUCAAGAAGUGUUUGGUUACAACCUGGAGCGAUCAGCUUUUACAAUAAAUGUCUGUCAUUUCAUGGAUAUUUAUGUGUUUUUUUUCACAUGUCAGUUUUAUAAAAGAAAAUGUGUAAACAUCUAUAUUUACAUUUUUAUUGCUCAAAU